This is a messenger RNA of Penicillium malachiteum, 969 nucleotides long. RefSeq lists its product as uncharacterized. Gene Ontology annotation, molecular function: NAD binding. The transcript has 2 exons. Lineage: Eukaryota; Fungi; Ascomycota; Eurotiomycetes; Eurotiales; Aspergillaceae. The coding region runs from base 1 to 969 and encodes 322 amino acids. The record is from RefSeq and is a predicted model, not a curated record.
AUGGGUUCUUUCCGCCCACGCAUCGCAAUUACCUUGGGUGAUCCAGCGGGUGUCGGUCCUGAACUUGCAGCAAAGCUUCUCGCAGAUCCCCGUAAUCGCAAUCGAGCUGAUCUGAUAGUCCUCGCAGACCGUCGUGAAGUUGAGGCUGCUGCACUCACUGCGAAUGCAUCAGUUCCGGACGAUAUACGAAUUCUAGAUGACGGGACUGCACCCUUGAUUCCCAUCGAGAGCGGCAAGAUAUCGAAAGAAGCGGGAGAGCGGACGUUGCACCAAUUGAAACGAGCCGUUGCUCUAGUGAAUCAGGGAGAAGCUGACGCUAUUGUCUUCACGCCUCUUAAUAAGACUUCUCUCCACAUGGCUGGCAUGCACGAAGAAGAUGAGCUACGAUGGUUUGCAAUGCAUCUCAACCACAAAGGGACAACGAGCGAAGUCAAUAUCAUCCCUGGUCUAUGGACAGCUCGAGUGACUAGUCAUGUUGCUAUCAAGGACGUCUCUGCCAGGAUCUCCGAGUCGUCCGUAUAUAAUGCCAUCGCAUUGCUACAUAAGCUUCUGUCUGAUUUCGGCAUCCAAGACCCUCGCCUCGGUGUCUGCGCACUGAACCCUCACAAUGGGGAGAAUGGCUUGUUUGGCCGAGAAGAAAUCGAUUCAAUCCGACCUGGCGUGGAAAUGGCAUUAUCGAAGGGAAUAAAUGUAAAAGGACCUUUCCCAAGCGAUACCAUAUUUGUCGGGCGUGCGAAUUAUGACGGAAUAGUCACGAUGUAUCAUGAUCAGGGACAAAUUGCGCUCAAGGUUAUUGGUUUUGAUGGUGGAGUUACAGUACAAGGCGGAUUGCCGGUUGUUGUUGUAACUCCAGCCCAUGGGACAGCAUUUGAUAUUGCUGGGAAGAAUAUCGCCAGCGUGAAGAGUAGUCAGAACGCAUUGGAUAUUGCUAUUGCGGUAGCUAGCAGGCGGAAUGUUCGAUUAGUCUGA